UCAUCAUGCGACAAAAUAUUGUGUUCCUCUCGUAAUGAGAGCUUUCAGUUCGUCGACUCGAAGAUCUUGUCUUUUAUGGCUCCAGCAAUCUCGUUCUCUUCGCAGUGAGGCUGUCCAGCGAUCAAUUGGACAUCUCAUUCGAACACAUCCCCACAAUGGAUUCUACAGUACCUCAAGAGGGCCAUUAGGCCUCACACACAUACGUUUUUCUCAUUUUCAACAUUGGCAGCAAGAUGAACCUACCAUAUAUGCACUUUCUACCGCAUCAGGCAGAGCUGCGAUUGCGGUUAUUCGAAUAUCUGGACCAGCAGUUUCACACGUCUACCGAGAACUAUGUCCGGGAACGAAAUUCCCAUCGCCUCGUAAUGCAGCAUUGCGCAAACUAUACGAACCAAACGUACCCAAUUCUCCCUCGACCGUACUUGAUUCCGGAGCCCUAGUCCUCUAUUUCCCCGCGCCCCGAACGGUGACAGGAGAGGAUAUCCUAGAACUUCAUGUUCACGGCGGGCCUGCGGUGGUUCGUGCUGUUCUUGCAGCCGUAUCCAAAUGCUCACGCCGAGAAAGUCCCAUUCGAUACGCAGAGCCCGGAGAAUUCACUCGCCGCGCUUUCGCCAAUGAUCGAAUGACGCUUCCCCAGAUUGAAUCUCUGGGCGAAACUCUAUCAGCAUCUACCGAGCAGCAGCGGAAGCUCUCAGUUCGAGGAACAACUUCGUCACUAGCGGCGCGAUACGAACAAUGGAGGGUACAAUUGCUUCAAGCUCGAGGCGAGCUCGAGGCGCUGAUCGACUUCUCGGAAGACCAACAUUUCGAUGAGUCUCCUGCAGAGCUCUGUGCAUCAGUCGCAGAGCAUACCCGUGGUCUCAUUGCUAGAAUUCAAGCACAUGUCACAAAUGCUGUACGAGGCGAACUUUUGCGGAACGGCAUAAGCGUUGCCUUGUUAGGAGCGCCUAAUGCAGGGAAAAGCAGCCUCUUGAACCGCAUUGUCGGGCGCGAGGCUGCUAUCGUCUCUCAGGAAGCCGGCACUACAAGAGAUGUCGUUGAAGUCGGUGUUGAUCUCGGAGGUUGGCUAGUCAAGAUCGGGGACAUGGCUGGCCUGAGAAGAGCUGGGCUUGUGGAUUCCGACGUGGUUGGUGCUGUUGAGCAGGAAGGCAUCAAGCGCGCUAAACAGCGAGCGCUUGAGUCAGAUGUGUUGAUCGUCGUUCAGGACGCCACAGCCGAAAUGGAUCCCGAAGUGAUGGAAACGACUAGGCAGUGUGUCGAUCUGGGAAUCAACGUCCUCUUCGCAAUUAACAAGAUGGACCAGCUUCCUGCGCACAUGGACCUCACAGGCUGGAAGGAAAGAAUUCAUGCCGAAUUUGGCAUCCCUUUCGACCGGGCGUUCUUCAUUUCGUGCAGUGUCGCUUCGGCCCCCAAAGCCGCCAACUCCAGGGGCGAAGACCCCGGAAACAUUCAGAACUUCCUCGACGGCCUUCUCCAGGUAUUCCGGAAUAUGACAGCAGCCCUGGUUCCCGAUUCCGAUCCUGACCCUUUGAUCUGGCAGGAGUCCCUGGGGGCGACCGAACGUCAGCGCCUACUGCUUACCGAAUGCCUAACACACCUCGAAGCAUUCCUAAUUGCCGUGAAAGCGGAACCCAGACAUGAUCCACGAUUUUAUGAAUCUCCCGUGCUAUCGAAAGUUGAAUCCUACUCGGAACCGACAGAAGAUGUGGACAUAGUGGUAGCCGCUGAAUCGCUUCGCCUCGCCGCAGACGCCCUGGCACGCAUCACGGGUAAAGGCGAAAGCGGCGACGUGGAAGAAGUCCUGGGCGUAGUAUUCGAAAAGUUCUGUGUUGGCAAAUAAGCGCCCCGAACGGCGUUGACUAGAGAUGGAUCAUUGGGACUAAAUGACGACAGCAAUUGCGGAGACGAAAAUCUCGCGUAUCGGUACUCGAUCCAUAGAUUCAUAGAGAGAGAGAGAGAGAGAAAGUAAAGUGCAACGGGACCACGAGAAAGCACGACUAUUCUCCACUACCUCAGACUCAAAACAGCAGCCCAUAUUUGAACCCAGAGCAAGCACCCACCAUCUUCAAUUAGAAAGACA
Messenger RNA from Aaosphaeria arxii CBS 175.79, 2080 nucleotides. Its product is annotated as P-loop containing nucleoside triphosphate hydrolase protein. Gene Ontology annotation, molecular function: protein binding; GTP binding; GTPase activity. Gene Ontology annotation, biological process: tRNA wobble uridine modification; tRNA methylation. NCBI's taxonomy places the organism in Eukaryota, Fungi, Ascomycota, Dothideomycetes, Pleosporales. Gene Ontology annotation, cellular component: cytoplasm; mitochondrion. The record is from RefSeq and is a predicted model, not a curated record. The coding region runs from base 35 to 1840 and encodes 601 amino acids. The transcript is spliced from 3 exons.